This is a messenger RNA of Chara braunii, 1591 nucleotides long. The record is from the annotation of a GenBank genome assembly. Lineage: Eukaryota; Viridiplantae; Streptophyta; Charophyceae; Charales; Characeae.
GCAGUCCUAAAAAUCGUCUUUUAGGAUUCGUCCUAAAAGGUCUCCCGCGGCCCGUUCUCAUAUUCGUAUACGCAGCCGCGUCGCCGAUGUCCGCCAGGUCCUGGCUGGUGUCCGUGGUACACACUGCGGAGGCCUUGGGCGGGCGAGGAGGGGUGGGUGAAAAGCGCGGUCACCCCGAACUUCAAAAAUUCAAAUUCGAAUUUUCGCGGACGCAAGGCGGCAGGGGCGGAGGACGGCCGGGCGACGCGUCUGACGUACAAAAGACGGCGCUGGCGAAGCGUUCGGCGCGGGUAUCCAUCUUCCGACUCCACGCGAGUUGUGAGCAGCGGGGGCAACUUCCGGCAAGGAGCAUCGUCGCCACCAUCGCUGUGUGCUGUCUUGUGGACUCCGACGCACGCCAUCUUCUGUUGCAGCGUACGUCAAUGGGCCCAUCUACGGGUCCGGCGUGCGUGUCUCUCUUCACUUGGUUCAGCAGCGGGCGUGUCUUCGGUGUUUGUGGCAGGCGUCAUGCUCUUCGGGGAGGAAGAUUCCCAAAAAUGGAUCUUCGCGUCAACGGGCACGGUCUGCGCGAAGAGGAGAUCGACGUGGUCGCGAUGGCGGUUACUGCCAUCGUCGUGAACACGAUGGGCGGCAUCGCAUUGCCGAAGUGCCGGAUUGCAUGGCCACGUGUGAGGCAGUCGUCCAGUUGUGCGCCGCGCUGUCAUCUGGCGUUUUCCCACGGCGGACCCCGCGUUGGACGGACUGGCGGGACAUGGGAGGAUCUUCGCCUCUGUGAUGACGCGACGGACGAGUAUUACCGGCAGAAGUUGCGCAUGUCGUUGGCCAUGUUCAGGCAGAUCGUUGUCGCGUGCGCCGCGUAUGUGGAGAAGAAGGUGACGCACUACAGGAUGCCUUUGCAAGUGGAGCAGGUAAUCGCUUUCGCGUUGUACAGGUGGGCGUCGGGAGAGACGUACGAGAGCGACACUUCCUCCUUCGGCAUCAGCAGGGCAACUGGACUGCAGGCCGUCCGCGACGUCACUUCGGCGCUGCUGCAGGCGUACCCCGACGCUAUCAAGUGGCCAGUUGGCCGUAGACGUGCGCAGAUUCUGCGCGCAUUCCGUAACAAGGGUUUCCCGAACUGCUUCGGCGCGAUCGACUGUACACACAUCUACAUUGACAAGCCCGCCGGCGCACCUUCCAACAACUACUACGACCGCAAACAGAAGUUCUCCGUGCAGGAGCAGGUGGUGGUGGAUUUGGAUCUGCGGAUCCUCGACGUCCACAUCGGAUACCCGGGAAGCGUGCACGAUGUCCGCGUCCUGCACAAUUCCCAGCUGUGGAGGCGUGCAAAAGCUGGCGAGCUGUUCGACGCACCUCCGGAGAAUCUGCCGCAUGGUGUCGUCACGCGAGGUUACCUACUAGGCGACAACGGUUAUCCAGUUGCCUGUCCAUGGAUCGUGCAGCCGUACGGAGGAAUCGACCAACAUCCUGACGAGGAGCGCUUCGACACGCGGCAGAAGGUGGCGCGGGGGUGUGUGGAGAGGGCAUUUGGGUGACUGAAGUGCAUGUGGCGUCUGUUUUUGCGCACCCACAAGACGAACCUGGAGACCUU